UGAUGUGAAGCGGAUGGUCCGGCUGCAAUGUUCGGUCGACUACCCCCUCAGAGUGAAGUUAGAACACACGCCCACUUUUCGCAACUCCUCACCUAUUCUCAAUAUCUUGUUUUAGGCCAAACCGCCAUAUUUAUAAAGGCGGACCGUCCCAACAUCGAGAGAUAUCAUAAACCCCGAUAAUUCGGAUCUUUACUAUCUGAACAGACAAGUUAAUAGCUUCUCAGCAACAUUUUUUAAUAACAAUGGAUAGCUCUUCAGAUCGCAAACCUGUUCGAGACACAGCUGAGGCUGAUGCUUGGUUCCCAUCUCCCUAUUCUCUUACGCAAUACACCUCGUCUAAGACGGACUUUGAUGGCGCAAAUUACCCCAACGCAUACAAGGGCGGUAAAUGGAAGGUGCUCUUGAUUGCGACACAGGAGCGGUAUCUCAAGAUGGCCAACGGGGAAUUUUUUUCGACAGGCAACCACCCUGUGGAGAUGCUUUUGCCCAUGAUACAUCUUGAUGCUGCGGGGUUCGACAUUGAUAUUGCCACGCUUUCAGGCGACCCUGUUAAAUUGGAGAUGUGGGCUUUCCCAAAUGAGGAUGAGUCGGUCAAAGCCAUAUACGAGAAGUACAAGCAAAAAAUCCGCAGCCCACUCAAUCUUCACGACGUGUGGGGUAAGGGCUUUACCAAGGACACUCCAUACCUUGCUGUGUUUAUUCCUGGUGGCCACGGUGUGUUGAAUGGUAUUCCCUUCUCGGCAACUGUCGGAAAUGUUCUUCGAUGGGCUCAUGAGAACCAACGCUACUUCAUUUCACUCUGUCACGGACCAGUCAGCAUGCUCGCUGCUGAUAUUGGAAAGCCUGAGGGUAGCAAGUUUAUCUACGAGGGCUACCAAAUUGACGUUUUUCCGGAUACGCUGGAUGACGGGGCAAAUGUCGAAAUUGGCUAUAUUCCGGGCAAGAUGGAAUGGUAUGUCGGCGAGCGGCUCCGCAAGCUCGGUAUCACACCGCUUAAUAGAAGCAUCGACGGCUCUACUUAUCGCGAUAGGCUUGUUCUGACUGGUGAUUCCCCAUUGGCAUCGAACAACCUUGGAAAAUUGGCUGCCAAGACACUUCUUGAGAAAGUUGCUCAGCUCUCAUAAUUCUCUCCCCAUAUACGUUCAGCAAUAAAGGGCAGGAAGGGAAUGCGAAAAGGGGUGCAAAUAGAAUACUUAGGUACCUAGGUACAUAGGCAAUACCAAGCAUUGGUGAGAAUGCGAGUACAGGC
Trichoderma asperellum CBS 433.97 is the source of this 1249-nucleotide messenger RNA. RefSeq lists its product as uncharacterized. Gene Ontology annotation, cellular component: cytoplasm. Gene Ontology annotation, molecular function: glyoxalase III activity; protein deglycase activity. Lineage: Eukaryota; Fungi; Ascomycota; Sordariomycetes; Hypocreales; Hypocreaceae. The record is from RefSeq and is a predicted model, not a curated record.